AUGCCAUCCCCUCUUCCUCUUAAUCGUCUUCUCCAUCUGGAAUUCUCUCCAUCUGUGAAUGCACGUCCCUGCAGUAGCCCUUUGGUCUGUCCUGCCAAAGGAGAAAAGUUCUUUGGGGUGGGAAGCACAUCUAGGAUUCGUCGGCUACCCCCCCACUUAGCUUGGUGUUCAAUUGACUGGGAUCAGUUAUGUCUUCUGCAUCUCCUGGGCUCUGGUGGGUUUGGUUCUGUUUACAAGGCAACUUACCAUGGAGCUACAGUGGCUGUAAAACAAGUGAAGAGAUGCAGUAAGAACCAUUUGGCAUCACGGCAAAGCUUCUGGGCAGAACUAAAUGUAGCACGUCUUGACCAUAUCAAUGUGGUACACAUAGUAGCUGCUAGCACAUGUACCCCUACUAGUCAGGAUAGUUUGGGUACCAUAAUUAUGGAAUAUGCAGGUAAUUGCACUCUACAUCAUGUUAUCUAUGGGACUGAUUAUUUAACAGGAAAUAACGAUGGCCUUAAAUGUGACCAUGGGUUUUUGAGUACAGCUCAGGCUGUCAUUUACUCCUGUGAUAUUGUGGCAGGGUUAAUAUUUCUCCAUUCUCAGUUAAUUGUGCAUCUGGAUUUAAAACCUGCUAACAUAUUCAUAACAGACCAUAAUAUUUGUAAGAUUGGAGACUUUGGAUGCUCCCAAAAGCUAGAAGAUAGUGAAUCUUCAGGACUAUAUCUUUGUCAUCAAGGGGGAACAUACACACAUCGUGCUCCUGAACUUCUUAAAGGUGAGAAAAUCACACCCAAGGCAGAUAUCUAUUCUUUUGCUAUUACUCUGUGGCAAAUGGUAACCCAGCAAGAGCCUUAUCUGGGUGAACGCCAGUAUAUACUUUACUCUGUGGUAGCAUGUAAUCUGCGCCCCUCUCUAAAUGCAGCUGUGUUUAAAGGUUCAGCUAUUGGCCAACAACUUGAGACAGUAAUUGAAAGCUGUUGGAGAGCUGAUGUAGCCGAGCGUCCUAGUGCAGAAUGUCUCCUUCACGAUCUUCAUUGCUUGCCUGUAGUAGUGUAA
This is a messenger RNA of Thamnophis elegans (Western terrestrial garter snake), 1041 nucleotides long. RefSeq names its product MOS proto-oncogene, serine/threonine kinase (gene MOS). The record is from RefSeq and is a predicted model, not a curated record. Gene Ontology annotation, biological process: protein phosphorylation. Bases 1 to 1041 code for a protein of 346 amino acids. Gene Ontology annotation, molecular function: ATP binding; protein kinase activity. Lineage: Eukaryota; Metazoa; Chordata; Lepidosauria; Squamata; Natricidae. The transcript has a single exon.